Molecule: messenger RNA, 336 nt
Organism: Aspergillus ruber CBS 135680
Lineage: Eukaryota; Fungi; Ascomycota; Eurotiomycetes; Eurotiales; Aspergillaceae
Product: LYR motif-containing protein
Exons: 2
Coding region: 1-336 (111 amino acids)
Biological process (GO): mitochondrial proton-transporting ATP synthase complex assembly
Cellular component (GO): mitochondrial matrix
Source: RefSeq, a predicted model, not a curated record
AUGCCCCUAACCCCACAUGCUCGCUCAACCUACCGCGCCCUCCUCCGCGAACACCCGCGCCGCUCCCUCCCAAAAACCACCACAACCCCCCUCCACGCCCGCCUCCGCGACCAUUUCCGCACCACUGCGGCCACCCCGCAAUUUACAAACAUGAAGGGCAGGGUGCAGGAGGCGGAGCAGUUGGCGGUUUAUGUGAGGGCGCAGAGGACGUAUAAGGCGUUGGUGGAAAGAUAUAAUCCCGGGAUGGGGAUGGAUGAGGAAGAGAGGAUUAGGCUUACGGCUAGGAGGGUGGGGUGGGAUUUACCGGUUGUUGGUGGGGAGGGAGAGAAAAAGUGA